AUUGACAUAUCAUUCAGUUUGAACCACUGUGUUGUGUCAUUCAAUUCAGCUGUGUACCCUUUUCCAUUGUUAUUUGGGCCCAUAUCGAUUCUUACGAAUUCCCCAAGGUCGCUUACAACAGCAACUUGGGUGAACUGCAUAGGCCAAAUGAAGUGUUUAACUUUUGAUUGCAAUGGCCCAAGUGGAUGUGACUGGCCGGGGGAUGGGCGAUGUGAUUUACCCAACAGCACGUCUGGUAAGGAUAAUGACCACAUGUCCGUCUUAGUCCUUGGAGCUGCAGACAUGGACUGAAGCCAAAAGACCAGACUUGAUACCGACAGCACUGCAGCUGAGUUUGGUCUGCAUGUCCACGCCCGGGAACACACACAGAAUCUCGUCUGAACCAUUACUCUGUAGCUGACCACUUCAUAUAAGAUAUAAGCAUCCGCUUGCCCGCGCAGCCGAUAAAUUCUCAGCUCAGAAAGCCAUUUAAGUCGCCAUGUCACAAGCUGGAUCUGUGAAGAGCGAGCCUGCUCAGUCGGAAGUAAAUGGGAGAGUUACGUCCCCUGGCCAGAAAUCCUCAGGAGCUGCUGUCGGCCGUGGUGGAGUGAACGAGCGGCCAGAGAAGCAAGAUGAUAUGGCAUCCGGACAGAGGAUGAUCUUUUCUGGGCCGAACUCGCUGAGACAACACAGGGUAACGGUUCCUGACAGCGUCAUGUGGGUGGGAAUCGGAGAAAGGUCCCCUGAGGUGACGAGUGAGGUAGCUUACCUGAGCCGACCUGCCCCAGACACACCCUUCCCAAUGUGCCGCUCUCGACAUGUGGGAGAGGUGGGCUGGACUGUGGAAUUCUUCAGCGGCGUCACUGGAAAGGAGCAGAUUGUCACACCACCCACUAGGUAGUCACCAGGUGCAAGACUCGUCAAGCUAUCAUCAGUCAAAUGUCCCGAUUUAAACCCGGCCGAAAAAAGUGAAGGCGGCAGAUCAAUACUGAUGGCGCCAACGUGUUAACUAGAUCAAGGGACAGGUGUGAAUAAUGACAUUGUUAGUUUUAUAACAUGAUCAUUGAUAUACCCAUAGCUCGCCUCCAAAUACCUCCUGUCUUAACGGGUUAAUCGUGUUGGCUUCCACUUGCUACCACCUGUGACGUGCAUAUUUCCCACCGGACAUCUGUGAUGUAUUGCUGUCGUCUUCUAUUCUGAGCUGUUAAGUGGACUGACCUAUAUCUCAGAAAUCACGCUUGCAUUAGACACUUCGUUUUAAUGUGUAAGGUUCCAUGCAAUGCUCAUUUGUGAGGUAUGAACAACGUAACGUUAAGUCACAGUAGACGAGAGCCAGAGAUUGAACAGUUUCUGUUCUUAGAUUUCAUUGCAUUAUUCUUUUAGGAAAACUGUUGACAGUGCCAAGUAUCGCCAUUAAGUGUCGCAAAUUGUGUUUGUAAAUCAUCACAUCUUAGAUCUGCCUAAAUAUCACCGUUUAAGAAUGUGUUGAAAUGUGAUAAAGGUUAUUUAAUGGCAUGAUGCUGUAUUCUUGUGAUUCGCCUUGAGAAUCGUGAUUAAUAUAUAGAUGAUCAAUAGAGAGGACACCGGAUUGCGUGAUCUUGUUUCUGAAA
Messenger RNA from Liolophura sinensis, 1589 nucleotides. RefSeq lists its product as uncharacterized. Bases 479 to 880 code for a protein of 133 amino acids. Lineage: Eukaryota; Metazoa; Mollusca; Polyplacophora; Chitonida; Chitonidae. The record is from RefSeq and is a predicted model, not a curated record. The transcript has 4 exons.